AUGCCUUUCAGCGUCGGCCUGCUGUGCGUCUCGGACACGGCGGCCGCGUCGCCGUCGAGCGACAAGUCGCUCCCCACCCUCCGCUCGCUGCUCCCGACCGACGCCUACACCGUCAAGGCCGAGCAGAUCGUCGCCGACGAGAGCGCAGAGCUCGUCGACACGGUGCGGGCAUGGGUCGCGCAGGGCAUCGACCUCGUCUUGACGUCGGGCGGGACUGGGUUUGGCUCGCGAGAUGGAACGCCCGAGGCGCUCGCCCCUCUCAUCGACCGCCCCGCGCCAGGCCUCGUCGUGGCCAUGCUCACCUCGUCCCUCGCCAUCACCCCACUUGCCGCCCUCUCUCGCCCCGUCGCCGGCGUCAUCCUCUCGCCCGCCAACGACGGCACCGGCACCCUCGUCGUCACGCUCCCCGGCAGCCCCAAGGCCGCGAAAGAGAACCUCGAGUGCCUCCUGCGCGUCCUCCCGCACGCUCUCGAACUCGCCGGCGGCGCCCGCAGCCGCACUACCCAGGUCCACCAGCGCAUCGAGCGAGGCGAGGACGGCCUCGAGGGCGUCAAGGACGCCGUGCGCGAGCGCGCGCACGGGCACGACCACCACCACCACCACCAUCAUCACCAUCAUCAUCAUGGAGGAGGCGGCCACAGCGCACCUCGCUCGCGCACCAUGCUCUCGCAAGAUCCUUCUGUCGCCAUCGCCGCUCGUCAGCGCCAAUCGCCCUGGCCGCUCAUCUCGCAGGUCCCCGUCGACCGGUCGAUCAUCGGCCACGUCCUCGCCGACGACGUGCGCGCUGCGGGCGACCUCCCGUCGGGCCCGUCGACCAACAUUGACGGCUACGCCGUCGCCGCCGCCUCGACGCCGCCGGGCGAGUACAAGGUCGUCACGGCGUUCCCGACGAGCGCGAUGCCGCCCGGCUCGGUGUACCGCAUCAACACGGGCGCGCCGCUGCCGCCCGGGACCGACGCGUGCAUCAUGGUCGAGGACACCGAGGUCGCGUCGCGCGACGAGGCGACGGGCGACGAGGCGACGGUGCGGCUCCUCGCCCAGGUCGACGUCGGCGAGAACGUGCGCGCGGCCGGGAGCGACGUGCGCGAGGGCGACGAGGUGCUCGCGCGAGGAGAUGUCGUGAGCGACGUCGGCGGCGAGCUCGGCACGCUCGCGUUCGUCGGGCAGCGCGGCGUCAAGGCGCACCGCAGGCCGAUCGUCGCCGUCCUGUCGACCGGCAACGAGCUGCGCGACCUGCAGGACCGGCGCAGCUCGGCCAAGGCGGCCGACGACGACUCGAGCUUCGCCGGCAUCGUCGACUCGAACCGGCCGACGCUCCUCGGCGUCCUCGAGAGCCUGCACUUUACGACGAUCGACCUCGGCAUCUGCGGCGACUCGAUGGACGACACGAAGCGGCGGCUCAAGCAGGGCGCCGAGGAGGCCGACAUGGUCAUCACGACGGGCGGGACGAGCAUGGGCGUCGGCGACUUGCUCAAGCCCUGCAUCGAGCGCGAGCUCGGCGGCACGGUGCACUUUGGGCGCGUCGCGAUGAAGCCUGGCAAGCCGACGACGUUCGCCACGCUCCCGGCCCACCCGAUGGCGCCCUCUCGCGACCCGUCGCUCGUGUUUGCGCUGCCGGGCAACCCAGCGUCGGCGCUCGUCACGUUCUACCUGUUUGUGCUCCCGGCGCUGCGCAAGAUGGAGGGUCGGCGCGAGGACGAGUGGGAGCUGCCGCGUGUGCCCGUCAAGCUCACGUCGACGGUGGCGCUCGACGCUCGACCCGAAUACCACCGCGUCCUGGUGCGCCCGUCGCGCACGACGGGGACCCUGCAGGCGGUGUCGACGGGCGGGCAGCGGUCGAGCCGGACGGUGAGCCUCGCCGGGGCCAACGGCCUGCUCGAGCUGCCUGCGGCGAGCGAGGGCGAGGGGCGCGAGAAGCGCGAGGGCGAGACGGUGCACUCGUUCGCCGCCAUGUUCCGCACCGCCAUCCGCUCGGUCGUCCCCCGUGCCCUCCCGCGCGUCCAGGUCCCCGCCGCUCGCUCGUUCGCGUCGGCCCUCCCGCGCCUCUCGGCCCAGGAGCCUCUCAUCCAGGGCGAGGGCGGCAAGGCCGGCGAGGUCCCGACCGACCUCGAGCAGGCGACCGGUCUCGAGCGCUUCGAGCUCCUCCACAAGAUCAAGGGCGAGGAGGCCUUCUCGCUCGAGCCCCUCGAGGUCCCCCGUCUCGGCACCGUCGCCGACCCCAUCAUGGUCUUCUCCCUCGACCACGAGCGCAUCAUCGGCUGCACCGGCUUCCCCGUCGACUCGCACGACACCAUCCUCUUCCCCGUCGGCAAGGACAAGCCCGUCCGCUGCCCCGAGUGCGGCUGCGUACCAGACCGACUUCCAGGGCGUCGAGCACGACCACGGCCACCACUGAGCGGCCGGCCGUUUUCUCUAGAGCAGUACCCGGUCGAGCAGGCGAGGGCGAGAGGGUCGUUGGCGGGGCGUGAAAAAGCGUCGAGUUUCUUUC
Rhodotorula graminis WP1 is the source of this 2488-nucleotide messenger RNA. RefSeq lists its product as uncharacterized. Gene Ontology annotation, molecular function: molybdopterin molybdotransferase activity. The transcript is spliced from 11 exons. The record is from RefSeq and is a predicted model, not a curated record. Gene Ontology annotation, biological process: Mo-molybdopterin cofactor biosynthetic process; molybdenum incorporation into molybdenum-molybdopterin complex; mitochondrial electron transport, cytochrome c to oxygen. Gene Ontology annotation, cellular component: cytosol; mitochondrial envelope; cytoplasm. The annotation marks the transcript as partial. Lineage: Eukaryota; Fungi; Basidiomycota; Microbotryomycetes; Sporidiobolales; Sporidiobolaceae.